AUGUUCACCGGUAUCAGCAAGAAGGCUGUUUGGGGAGUGGCUCGUCGGCCGCCAGUGAACAUCGUCACUACGGCUCGCAUCCAUCCUAGACCUCCUACUAUGCUAAAUCAAGGGCGAUUCCUUUCGAAGACCUUCUGCACUGCCUCUUCUAAUUUGGGCGUUUCCAAGAUCGCUGAUCUCGAUCCGUCGGCACCUAAUUUUACCAAUUCAUUGCGAGAAGUGCUGAGCGAGGGGGAGCAGAUAUCAGCUCUUCCAGUAGCGGACCGACUUCAGCUCCUUACCGCGAUCGUUCAGCAUGGAAAAUACGAUGCAUCUUCGCCUGAGCUGAAGCAGGUUCUUGACAGUACGAUAUCGGAAGCCCGUGAAGGUUUGAUACAAAGUUCUGACGAUCUCCUCCACCUUGCAUGGGUCCUUUGCGGUCUCAAACAGAAGGAGGCUCUUCGAAGCCUUCUCCCGACGAUGAAACGUCACAUCGAAUCGCCAGAACUGAUCGUCUAUGUGGUGCACUACCUUCGAAUGGCUGACGUCAAGGGGGAUCUCGCCGUGCAUGAGUUCCGAACGAUCGAACCCCUCAUCUCCAUCGUCUCUGGCCGUUUGGAUGAGCUCACUGAUGCUGGUGUAAAGCUCCUCCUCGGCGAACUGGCUGCCUGCAACUACGCCAACAAGGCCGGCCGGGACUUUUUAGAGAAGGUUACCCCUACUCUUGCCGUUGGGCUGUCUCAGCGACUGAACGAGUUGGACUCGGCUACGGUCGCCACUCUGGGAGCCCUGGCAGCUGGUGCGCGACCGUUUAGUGACGAGGAAAAGGCCGCGGUCGAAGCUAUCGCGUCCGCUGCUAUGAACGCUGACCUCUCCGGUCUGCCUUUCUCUACCCUCCUUGGUUGUCUACGACUAAGUGAACUCACAGGCUGUUGCAAAGACCUCGCCCUUAAGUUCUACGAUAGAGCUCUUGAACUGUCCAACGAGCUCAGCUAUGAUCAGACGGUCGCCUUAGCCCCGGAGGUGUGCGGAAAGGAGUGGCCUAAGGCUAGCCGAGAAGCUAUGGUUCAGAGCUGUAUCCGAUCUCUGAAACGGGAACUCGUCGAUGGUUUUGUCAACUUGGACGGUCGCUUGCCCGAGUUCGCCCUUCUCGCCGAGUUGCUUUGGAUUUCCGGAAAGCGUGAUCGUGUCACUCUGAAGAGGAUUUCUGAUAGAGUGUGUCGACCUGAGAUCCGCGAGCAAGCAGUGGCUCAAGGUUUGGCGCCCUUUGACAAUGCUGGUCACGCUGGUAUUACUUCUAUUAUGAAGGCCUUCACUACACAUGGCUUCUGGCACCCGGGCACGGUCGAGGUCAUCAAUGAGGUCCUCACCAAACCAGAUUGCUGGAGUAGCCUGAGGGACAAUCGCACCCAAAUAGCUCAUCAGACGGCGCUGUACCUGCUGGGGACGCAGUACUAUAAUGAGGAGGUGAUGAAGCCUAUGGUCGACGAUGUGACGAGAAGUGUGGCCGCAUGCGGCUACUUUGGUGGUCAGGGCCGUUUCGUCUAUUAUGGCGCUAUCACGUUCGCACUGGGCGAGCUCGGAUAUCGUCAUGACGGUUUCGUCAAUGCUGUUUAUGACGCGGUUCGGGACUGCUUUGCUCGUGGUCAGUGGGAUGGCUUCUUCAAUGGCGAUGGUCGCUUCGAGGAGCAACGUUUGCAAGGCAUCAUCCACACACUAUAUGGGCUCACUCUACUCGGAGAGCACACCCGCCCGGACUGGGACGUUGUCCUCAAUGGCUUCUUCGGAAUGGAGGGUCUCGAGAACUGGGUUUAUGAUCCGUCCACUUUCAAGUACCGACAAGUCGUCCUGAUCUCGCAAACUGCUGAUGAGGAAACGAUGGGGAAACUGUCCCCUCAGGCCAAGUCGACGAUUGAGGCCAUUCGGGCCAACUUCGGUAGCUUCGACAGGAACAGCGACCGAGAGGAGUCCCGAAGGUCACGAGAGGUUGCCGAGUUCGCCGACCGUGUGAAGAAAGUCUGCCCGAAUAUCAUCUCGGCCACCGGGGUGGAGGUUGGCAUGUACCGAGUGGAUAUGCGCUUUACUAUUCCUCAAGUCACUGCCACAGAGCUCCUUGACGGUGAAGAGGCCAAGGUGGAUAGAGAUUUGAUCGUUGGUGUGCCGUAUCGCUCUAAGUCGCAGCUUCUGAGGGAUGCCAAGGGCGAGUUUAGAUACUCUAAGGGAUCCGCCAAGUUCAGCGACAUGUUAGUCUCUCGCAACUCUGGCUGGGAUAGUGUCUACCCUGUGACCGAAUUCGAGGCGGCUGAGAUGGCCGGCAGUCAUGAUGACGAUUUGCUCAUGGGUUGGCUCCGCGAUGUGGUAAAGAACGCGGCCUGGAAGAAGUCUCCGACCGAGACAGCGCCGGCGACAGGCGCCGCCGUGGGAGUAUCGGAUGAAGUCCACAAGACGGUUGGCCGAGUGACGGAGCGUGCUGCUCCGCUGCCGCCUUUACCUCCGAGGCGAGUCGUGACGCCUCCCCCACCCCCGCCUCCAAGACACUAAUUGUAAUCAACUCUUUAUUUACUUAACAAAAACACCAUAGAUAAUUGUUUCUGAAGA
Messenger RNA from Perkinsus marinus ATCC 50983, 2577 nucleotides. RefSeq lists its product as hypothetical. NCBI's taxonomy places the organism in Eukaryota, Perkinsozoa, Perkinsida, Perkinsidae. The transcript has 15 exons. The coding region runs from base 1 to 2520 and encodes 839 amino acids. The record is from RefSeq and is a predicted model, not a curated record.